GUGCUAAAGAAGAUCACAAGCCAAAGUUAUGGCACAGGUUGAAGUUGAAGUUGAUGCAGCUUGGUUGUUCAUCUUAAAAACGCAACAACGUAGGAUUACUGCACAUUCACCCAAAUGAAAUAAGGAAGGAAGCAACUAGCAAGUGAUAUAAAUAUAAUUGAGGAGCUGAUUAGAUUAGAGAUAUCAGAGGCAGCAGUAGCUUGUUGUCCUGAACCAGAUAGAAGAAGCAAUAAAGAAAGAAAGAAGAUAAGGAUGGCGUUUCUGUCGUCCUCAGCUUCAAACUUGCUGGGAACCAAAGUCCUAAUAUCGCCCCCAACUCCAAAAACAACGAAAUCGAGCUCCGCAAGAACAAGCAGGCUCAUCAACGCACAAAACCUGCAACAGCAACCACAACCACAAUGGAAGAAAUCACUGCCUGCUCUCACCGCCCUCUUCAUCUCCUCCCUUACCCCACAACCACAAGCCAUCGCCGUAGACAACGCAGGGCCCCCAACCGUCAUCGAGGCCCAGCAGCCCAGCACCCAGAAUCCCUCUCCAUUCUCUCAGAACCUUCUCCUCAACGCCCCCAAACCCCAGGCCCAGGCCUCGUCGGACCUCCCCGAGGGCUCCCAGUGGCGUUACAGCGAGUUCCUCAACGCCGUCAAGAAGGGCAAGGUCGAGAGGGUCAGGUUCAGUAAGGACGGCUCCGCCCUCCAGCUCACCGCCGUCGACGGCCGCCGCGCCACCGUCAUCGUCCCCAACGAUCCCGAUCUCAUCGACAUCCUCGCUAUGAACGGCGUCGACAUCUCCGUCUCCGAGGGCGACUCCGGCAACGGCCUCUUCAACUUCAUCGGCAACCUCCUCUUCCCCUUCCUCGCCUUCGCAGGCCUCUUCCUCCUCUUCCGUAGGGCCCAGGGUGGCCCCGGGGGCCCAGGCGGCCUCGGAGGCCCCAUGGACUUCGGCCGCUCAAAGUCCAAGUUCCAGGAGGUCCCCGAAACCGGCGUCACCUUCGCUGACGUCGCAGGCGCUGAUCAAGCCAAGCUGGAACUGCAGGAAGUUGUUGAUUUUCUCAAGAACCCUGACAAGUACACCGCUUUGGGUGCUAAGAUCCCAAAAGGGUGUCUUCUGGUGGGGCCACCUGGAACCGGGAAGACCCUUCUGGCACGGGCGGUUGCCGGUGAGGCCGGAGUACCGUUCUUCUCUUGCGCGGCUUCGGAGUUCGUGGAGCUGUUUGUUGGGGUUGGUGCUUCCCGCGUGAGGGAUUUGUUUGAGAAAGCCAAGUCAAAGGCGCCAUGCAUUGUUUUCAUUGAUGAGAUUGAUGCCGUGGGGAGGCAGAGAGGGGCUGGUCUCGGAGGCGGGAACGAUGAGAGGGAGCAGACCAUUAACCAGCUCCUGACGGAGAUGGAUGGCUUCUCUGGUAAUUCCGGUGUCAUUGUUUUGGCUGCUACCAACAGGCCCGAUGUCCUCGACUCUGCCCUGCUGCGGCCCGGCAGGUUCGAUAGGCAGGUUACUGUUGACAGGCCUGAUGUUGCUGGCAGAGUUAAGAUCCUUCAGGUACAUUCUAGAGGAAAGGCACUUGCAAAGGAUGUUGACUUUGAAAAGAUUGCAAGAAGAACCCCAGGAUUCACCGGGGCCGACUUGCAGAAUCUGAUGAAUGAAGCAGCUAUUCUUGCAGCAAGGCGUGACCUUAAGGAAAUAAGUAAAGAUGAGAUAUCUGAUGCCCUUGAGAGGAUCAUUGCUGGACCAGAAAAGAAAAAUGCAGUUGUUUCAGAUGAGAAGAAGAAAUUAGUAGCCUACCACGAGGCUGGCCAUGCUCUAGUGGGUGCUUUGAUGCCCGAAUAUGAUCCUGUGGCGAAGAUUUCAAUCAUUCCUCGCGGCCAAGCUGGUGGUCUCACAUUUUUUGCUCCCAGUGAAGAGAGGCUUGAGUCUGGACUGUACAGUAGAAGCUACUUGGAAAAUCAGAUGGCAGUUGCUCUAGGAGGAAGGGUUGCAGAAGAGGUAAUAUUCGGGGAGGAAAAUGUGACGACAGGAGCUUCAAAUGACUUCAUGCAAGUUUCAAGGGUGGCAAGGCAGAUGGUUGAGAGAUUCGGGUUCAGCAAGAAGAUUGGACAAGUUGCUAUUGGCGGCCCUGGUGGUAAUCCAUUCUUGGGCCAACAGAUGUCAACGCAAAAGGAUUACUCCAUGGCAACUGCCGAUGUUGUGGAUGCAGAGGUGAGGGACCUAGUGGAAACAGCCUAUUCGAGGGCUAAGCAAAUCAUAACCACCCACAUCGACAUCCUUCACAAGCUUGCCCAGCUUCUCAUUGAAAAGGAAACCGUCGAUGGCGAAGAGUUCAUGAGCCUCUUCAUUGAUGGCCAAGCUGAACUUUAUGUUGCCUAAGGCCCAACCUUGUUUCCCUACGAAUCAGCACAAAUCUUGUUCUUGUUUGUAUCAUAAGAGCAGUACACAUGUUUAACAAUUCGGUCAAUACACUUCAUCAUCAAAGCAAGAAGUCGAAAGUUGUAUAAAAUGGUUUAGAAGCAGAGACAUUUAUUUGUGGGAUGAAUGCAUCUGGAGAAGUUGUGCAUUGUUCUCCAUUCACACCCAGUUCAAUACAAAGAUUGCACUAUACAUUUUAGGUUUCA
Messenger RNA from Arachis duranensis, 2603 nucleotides. Its product is annotated as ATP-dependent zinc metalloprotease FTSH, chloroplastic. NCBI's taxonomy places the organism in Eukaryota, Viridiplantae, Streptophyta, Magnoliopsida, Fabales, Fabaceae. The transcript has 5 exons. Gene Ontology annotation, biological process: proteolysis. The coding region runs from base 253 to 2358 and encodes 701 amino acids. Gene Ontology annotation, molecular function: ATP hydrolysis activity; metalloendopeptidase activity; ATP binding. Gene Ontology annotation, cellular component: membrane; chloroplast thylakoid. The record is from RefSeq and is a predicted model, not a curated record.